GAGUGGAAAUAUUGAAGGUUUCAUUGGUCGGCAACCCAUGUUAUCGUCGCAAUAGGUGAUAUCUUCCCCACAUGACGCAAUCGACACCCACGAAUACAUCUCGACUCCCGUCGCCCGAACAUAAAAAGGGUCGCCAAGCACGUAUGUACCACUUAGAACAACUAGAGGGGAAAUUUUAGAAAAAAAACUAUGGCCACCGCCACAUACGUUGUCACGCCUCCAGCUCUAGCCCCGCCCGGGCAGCCCGAUAUCUCGUAUCAUCCGGACCCUGUGAAAUAUCAGGCCCGUAGAGAUAGGCGAAUCAAGUCUGGUGAUUUAACCAAAGAGCUCCCUAAGGGCCUACCUCAGCAGCUUAAUGGAAAGCUGGUCUGGGAAGGCGACAAGCUCGCGGAGACGUAUGAGUGGACUUACGUUCUCCAGCCGAGCCAGCUCGACGAAGUCGAUCUUGCAGUGAAACACUUCAAGUCGCUCGGUUUAUCUUUGGGGCAUAUAAGCCAGGAGACUUUCCCGUUGCCAAAGCUGCACACUGAACUUCGACGGCUUUCUGACGAGCUUCAUAACGGUCACGGUUUCUUCGUGAUACGUGGCUUACGUGUCGAUGAGUACUCGCGCGAAGAUAACAUUAUAAUCUACGCAGGUAUCUCAGCACAUAUCGCUCCUAAACGGGGGCGUCAGGAUAAGAAGUUCGGCGGCAAACCUGCGGCCGUCACCCUAUCUCACAUCAAGGAUUUGAGUGGGCCUGCGAAUAAUGAUGUGAUUGGUAGUCCGGCUUUUACUACCGACAAGCAAGUAUUCCAUACUGACUCUGGAGAUAUCGUAUCUCUCUUCGCUCUUGAGACGGCGGCCGAAGGCGGCGCAAGCAAGCUCGCUAGCACGUGGCGGGUAUAUAACGAGAUUGCUCGCACUCGACCUGAUCUCAUCCACACAUUAACGGGGAACUGGGACAUAGAGAAUUUUGCCGAGCGGAAGUUCAUAACAAGGCCUCUUAUGUAUUAUCAGCCAGCUACCGAAUCAACCCCGGAACGCGUGAUAUUGCAGUAUGCUCGUCGGUCACUCGUCGGAUUCGGCGCCCUCCCUCGAAGCCAUAACAUCCCGCCCAUCACCGAAGCGCAGGCCGAAGCGUUGGACACCUUGCACUUCCUCGGCGAGAAGUUCAGCGUCAAUACGUAUUUCCAGAAAGGGGAUAUCCAAUACGUCAACAACUUAGCGCUCUUCCACGCGCGGGACGGGUUCACAAACACGGCUGAGAAGCAGCGGCAUUUGUUACGGCUUUGGUUGCGCGACCCUGAGAACGCUUGGGCAACACCGGAGCCGUUGAAGUGGAGGUGGGACCAGCUGUAUGACGGUUGGACGCCAGAGGAAGAGGUUUUGCCCCUUGAGCCGUACAUUCGGUCAGCAGGUAACAAGAGCGGUUGAGUAUUCUAGCACCUGUGGGUUCUAUAUAGUUCUUUUAUGGUGUUUAAUCCAUCGAGCCAUCGACUAAGACAUGUUUGGCGAUUGCUGUCAAUUCUUUUUCAACUGCCGCAAUAUUAACGACUGAUGCGACGUAAAUCGUGUGUUACCGCUUGGCUGGAAUCAAGGACUCAUUGUGACGCUAUAAAUCGCACUUUGUGGUAUCAUUGCAUACUUGGCGCGUGGGAGAAAAACGAAUGCCCUGUCUUGUGCUGAUAGGGUACGUCCAUACCUUGGCUUGUAAUAAAAAGCUUGCGACUAUAACCUAACCCUGAAAUUGACUAUGUAAUUGUGUGUAAGCACGCGCCUA
This is a messenger RNA of Annulohypoxylon truncatum, 1762 nucleotides long. Its product is annotated as Clavaminate synthase-like protein. Lineage: Eukaryota; Fungi; Ascomycota; Sordariomycetes; Xylariales; Hypoxylaceae. The record is from RefSeq and is a predicted model, not a curated record. The coding region runs from base 190 to 1416 and encodes 408 amino acids. Gene Ontology annotation, molecular function: oxidoreductase activity. The transcript has 5 exons.